AUGUCACGUCCCGUCUGGUUUAUGAUCAAGAUCGAUGGACGCUUCAAGUGGGAACCCUCUAUGACGUCAAUGGCGUCAGAGCUCGCGAGGGAAACAGUCGAAACUAUUGACCGGUCAACAGUUCGUGAACGUGGACGUUUUAAGAAUUUCAGAAAACAUCAUUAUGCUGUGACAGGCAGUCAUUAUGCUGUGACAGGCAGUCAUUAUGCUAUGAAAGGCAGUCAUUAUGCUGUGACAGGCAGUCAUUAUGCUGUGAAAGGCAGUCGUUAUGCUGUGAAAGGCAGUCAUUAUGCUGUGACAGGCAGUCAUUAUGCUGUGAAAGGCAGUCAUUAUGCUGUGAAAGGCAGUCAUUAUGCUGUGAAAGGUAGUCAUUAUGCUGUGACAGGCAGUCAUUAUGCUGUGAAAGGCAGUCGUUAUGCUGUGAAAGGCAGUCAUUAUGCUGUGACAGGCAGUCAUUAUGCUGUGAAAGGCAGUCAUUAUGCUGUGAAAGGCAGUCAUUUUGCUGUGAAAGGUAGUCAUUAUGCUGUGACAGGCAGUCAUUAUGCUGUGAAAGGCAGUCAUUAUGCUGUGAAAGGCAGUCAUUAUGCUGUGAAAGGUAGUCAUUAUGCUGUGACAGGCAGUCAUUAUGCUGUGAAAGGCAGUCAUUAUGCUGUGAAAGGCAGUCAUUUUGCUGUGAAAGGCAGUCAUUAUGCUGUGAAAGGCAGUCAUUAUGCUGUGACAGGCAGUCAUUAUGCUGUGAAAGGAAGACACAUUGAAGAAUAG
This is a messenger RNA of Ruditapes philippinarum (Manila clam), 762 nucleotides long. RefSeq lists its product as uncharacterized. The record is from RefSeq and is a predicted model, not a curated record. Bases 1 to 762 code for a protein of 253 amino acids. Lineage: Eukaryota; Metazoa; Mollusca; Bivalvia; Venerida; Veneridae. The transcript is spliced from 2 exons.